UCAGUUUUGAAAGAGCAGGCGAGUAUCCUUAAGUUCCCCAUGUCGCCGCUCUCAUGCCCCCUCGGAGCUCCUCUAGGAUCCGCUCUCCUGUCGGGAACUGCAGGUCUGCAGGUCAGCUCUGGCUCUCAUCACCUGCCCCUGGACCUCCAUCUUCGCAGUAAGCUAGACCCCGGGGGGGAUGGAGGAAAUAAAACGAAAAAAGGCAGAAGGAGCCGAACUGUCUUCACCGAACUACAACUCAUGGGCCUUGAGAAACGAUUUGAGAAGCAGAAGUAUCUUUCGACACCAGACAGAAUAGACCUCGCAGAGUCGUUGGGUCUUAGUCAGCUACAAGUAAAAACGUGGUAUCAGAACAGAAGAAUGAAGUGGAAGAAAAUUGUCUUGCAAGGCGGCGGACUCGAAUCGCCCACGAAACCUAAAGGACGACCCAAGAAGAAUUCAAUUCCCUCAAGUGAGCAGCUUUCAGAGCAAGAGAGGUCACGCGAUGUGGACCGUCAGUCCGAUGGUUCCUCCUCUUCCCAUUCUGACGUUAAUCAAGAGGAAUAAAACGGAUGCACUCCGUCAAUGUGAAUCGACAACAGCUUCAAGGAUUUUCGGUGGAUGGAGGUUUUGUACCUGAAAGCGACAGUUUGGCACUAGAGACUACUGUAGGCCUACCUUGAGUGGUAGCCUGUUUUACCUAUUAUUUCACUUUUGCAUCAGAAAAUCACAAGUUACGGUUCCCUGAUUUUGGCACGACGAACUUAUUUGCCCCCUCAUUUGAAGGGAAGGAACAAAACACUGGUCAGUAGAUCAACUUUUGUUGCAUUCAGUGAUGCUAUCAACUCCCACUAAAGGCAUACACUUCUUUUUUUGCUCGUUUGUUUUGCAUUUGUUCUGCAUUUCUCGCAAUGUCUUUUCAUGCAGUUACUACAUAAUAUUAAAUUUGUUUUCAAAAAUAA
Molecule: messenger RNA, 941 nt
Organism: Paramormyrops kingsleyae
Lineage: Eukaryota; Metazoa; Chordata; Actinopteri; Osteoglossiformes; Mormyridae
Gene: barx1
Product: BARX homeobox 1
Biological process (GO): regulation of DNA-templated transcription
Molecular function (GO): DNA-binding transcription factor activity, RNA polymerase II-specific; DNA binding
Source: RefSeq, a predicted model, not a curated record